AACCCCGAACCCUCAACCCCUGGAAUUCGCCCCUCACAGCUCACCGCCAUUCCUGCUGCUAGCCCACACGGUGCUACGACGGAACUGCGGACGAAGCAACCGUUACGUGCCGUUCCGUGAAUCUUUUCACCCCGUCAUUUCUAAAUUGGCCCAAAAAAGCGGCCAUCGCCAAUAGCUGCACACUGCACUGCGUCGUUUUCGACCUCGUUCUCCUCCUCGACGCGAUUCUUGGAGAACGAGGCGCUUUCGCGGCGACGCGACGACUGAUCGAGCGAGCAGGUGACUGAGCUAGGGAUAGGCGAAGUCGCACGCCAUGGAUGCGCGACCAGUGGUCGCGGUCGUGGGCGCGGGAAUGGCGGGCGUGACUGCAGCACACACGCUGCAGCAAUCGGGGUGUGUGCGGGUGCUGUUGCUGGAGGCGAGUGACAGAGUGGGAGGCCGCAUCCACACUGCCACACUCGGGGGCGACCUGGUGGAGCUGGGUGCCAAUUGGAUCCACGGCAUUCACGGCAGCCCCCUCUACGCUAUAGCACAGGAGCAAGGCCUGCUGCACACCCGUGGCAGCCGUAGCACCCAUAGCACUCUUAGCCAGGAAGACGGUGCUACCGGGGAGAAGACUGAUGGCUUGGAAAGCAAUGGCUGCACGAAAGGGGGUGUUGAGGCGCCUGGAAAGGCCCAGGAGAGGCUGUGGAAGGGGGGGAAUCGGUGGAGGAGCGAGGGCGGGGGGGAGGUGGAUGCUGGGGUGGAGCGGGAGGUGAAGCGCGUGUUCAGGCGGCUUCUGAGGGAGGCGCAACUGGUGGGGUCGCGGGCUGGCAAGGGGACGCAGGGGCAGCAGUGCUACGUGGACAAGACUGGGAAAGAGGUGACGUUAGACGCGAGUGUGGGGCAGCACAUCCAUGAUGGCAUGCUGGAGUAUCUCUCUAAAAGGGGGUGGAGCAACACGGAAACGAAGCUGGAGCAGCGGCAUGAGCAGGAGCAAGGCAAUCACGGCAGUGGCAGAACCGGCAGCAGUGGCUGUGACAGGGAUGACAGCGAGGAGGACAGCGAGGACGAGGAUGAGGAGGACGACGAGGACAGGUGGGAGGAUGACUGGACAGGAGCCACAGUGCUGUGCAAUGCUGGAGACUCUGCCGUCGCCUUCCAAGACUGUGCCAGUGCCAGCGCCGGUCCAUCUGUCGUGGCCACAACGACAGCAGUGGUGGCAACUGAGUUACCAGCAGCAGACGUCGCUGCAAUAGCAGCAGCAGGAAUGACAGAACCCGCAGCACCAUUAUCACCACCACCAACAGCAGCAGCAGCAGCAGCAGCAGCAGCAGCACAAUCAACAUCAGCAGCAGCCGAGAGCAGCAAGGAGGCGAUCGACUGGGCAGACGAGGCAGUGAGGGCGCGGGUGGCGGUGCUGCAGCAGAGGGAGCGGCUGGAGUGCACCAUCAGCGCAUGCCACUCCGUGCACGACCUCUCGCUGCGCUACUUUGGCGAGUACGAGGAGUACGGCGGCCCGCAUGUCACCAUCGCCAAGGGCUACUCCCGCAUUGUAGAGCACCUAGCAUCCAUCCUCCCCCCCGGCGCCAUCCAAUUCAACGCCCUCGUCUCGCAGAUCCAGUGGACUCCUCUUAGCACUCCCUCUCCCAGCAAAGUGGAGGAACUUUAUGCAGCAGCAGGAGCAGCAGAGGCCACAACAGAGUCAGCAGCAGAAGCUGCAGCAUCCCUCUUAAAGCACGAGGACGAAGAUGAGGGGAAGAGGAAGCCGGUGUGUGUAGUGUUGGAGGGAGGGGAGAAGAUCCACGUGGACCAUGUGAUUGUAACGGUGUCUCUGGGGGUGCUUAAAGAGAGGGCUGCUGGCGAAGAUGCCAACUCCCUGCCCGAGCGAAAUAUUUUCUGCCCGCCGCUGCCUGAGAACAAGCUGCGCGCGAUUCGCCGUCUUGGCUUCGGGGUAGCUGACAAAGUGUUUCUGGAGUUUCCAAAGACGGCCAUAUUUGGGCCGGACACAGCAGAGCUGGAGAUAGUGUGGGACGCUCCAGCCCAACCCCUUGCUCCUCCUACGCACUGGCCUGGCCCCUGGUGGGAGUCAGAUUCUGCUGCCACCGCCGCUGCUGCUGCUGGGGCUGCUGCCGCUGCUCCUUCGGCUGACGGUGAUGAGCCAUUGCCUCAAGCAUCAAACUCCUCCCGCUUCCCUGCGUGGACGCGCAAGCUAUUCUCCUUCCACCCUGUCAAUGCGCAGUCACGCGUGGUGCUCGCCUGGAUAGCGGGCAAAGAGGCAUAUGACAUGGAGUCAUGGGAAGGGGAGGGGGGCGAGGGGAAUACCUGUAGCCACACUGCGGCUAAUGCGGAUGCCUCUGCAGAUGCUGCUCAGGGCAAUGGUGGUAGUAGUAGCCCAGUCCCAGUCCCCUCCACAGCCACCUCCUCCUCCACUCCCCCUCGCUUCAACCACGCUCUCUGCAACGUCAUCCGCCAUUUCCUCCCAGGGGAAACUGCAGCACUGCUCCCGGAGGCAGUUGCUGGGCUGCGCUCGCGGUGGGGGUCGAGCCCGCUGUUCCGGGGGUCGUACUCGUUCGUGGCCCCAGGGAGCUCUGGAGAGGACUUGGAGAUCAUGGCUCUGCCUGUUCCUGGUGGGUGUGGUUUUGGCCCUGCGGGGUGCGGGCCUGGUGAGUCUGGCACUGACAAGGCUAGAGGGGCAGCACCAGAUGUUGAAGAAGCAGGUGCAGAGGCACCAACUGCUGCCUGCACAGGGCCAGCAGCAGCAGCAGCAGCAGCAGAGCUACAGGUGUUGUUUGCAGGGGAGGCCACGGAGCGGCAUCACUACUCCAACACGCACGGGGCGUACCUCUCAGGCAUCAGAGAAGCAAAGCGCCUCAUAGCACUCUACAAGCAGGGCUAGUUACCAGGCAAGAGGUACAGAACAGAAGACAUGCAAAAUGAGCAAAGAGAUGCUGUGUGGACCAUUCAGAUCAGAUCUUUCAGGGAGGUUAUUCUUCAGCAGUGCAGUGCAGUGCAGUGCAGUGCAGUGCAGUGCAGUGCAGCGCAGUGCAGUGCAGCGCAGUACGGCGCGGUGCAGUGCAGUGCAGUGCAGUGCAGCGCAGUACGGCGCGGUGCAGUGCAGUGCAGUGCAGUGCAGCGCAGUACGGCGCGGUGCAGUGCAGUGCCCAUCAUCUAGCAGGUAUGACUGGUUGGUUCGUUUGGAACUUGUACAUGUGCCAGGGGAUGAGGUACUUC
This is a messenger RNA of Closterium sp. NIES-67, 3213 nucleotides long. The record is from the annotation of a GenBank genome assembly. Lineage: Eukaryota; Viridiplantae; Streptophyta; Zygnematophyceae; Desmidiales; Closteriaceae.